UACUAAAAAAAAAACGUUUUAAGAUUCUCUUCCUUUUUGGUUACUGCUAGCCAACCUUUAUUUUUCUUUAGGUUAUAUUGACGUGAAUAUGACUAGUCUUAGAAACUCUGUCCAAGAUACAAAAAAACUCUAUUUAAACAUAUUCAUAACGACGUCUAAAACAAACAAACAAAACAAACAAAAAGGACAAACAAACAGGACAAACCGACUACGCAGAAAAGGUGUUAAAACACCAAUUACUCCUCAGGGACUUAGCGCUUCUAUAUUCUGUUGCUUAUCUCAGAUCAAAUACGCGAUUAAACAUGUUGAAUUUAAAUAAACAGCAUGUUAUAUAAUACCUUGAGAUAAAAAGUAUACCUUUGCUUACACAAACUGUGUAUACAAACAUCUUCAUAUAGUUCGGAAAAAUGUUUUGGGUAAACAAGGUAAAAUAAAUAUAUUGGAUCUUUGAUCUUGCGCCAAACAUGGAGCGUGGUUUUAACUUGCCGAGAUCAAGUUUUUGUUAAUCAAAGUUUGUUUGUGUUCAAGUUUGUCAGUUGUAGUGUGUUUCUCUGGAAGAUUUGCUCAGCCGAAGAGAUGAGAUGGGAUAAGUUAAAGAGUGUUACAUUCAUAUCUGUGUUGCUAAUGAUAAUUGUCUUUGCACAAUCAUCUCCUAAUCCGUCCCGGGUUGCGUUCACAAAGCUAAAGUGUGCAGGUUGCUUUGGUCAAAUAAAGAAGCCAGGCUGCUCACAAGGUUGUAGGCAGGGAUUUGCUUCAACAGCACCGCCAACUGUCGUUACAAUAGUGAAAAAGAAGCGAUCUUCUACAACAACUCGUGAAAAACGAAAAACGGAGAUUUCGCACUUUAAACGAGAAGAAUACCAAAAUGGUGUCAUGAAAGAGAAUUCUCAAAAUAACGUUACAAUACAAAUUGUUUUGGUGACAAUACUUGGUCUAGGGUUGGUGUUUGCCAUGUUGAUUUUUGUUUAUCGACUGACUGGUCAUAAAAAUAGAGUAGCAUUCACAGAUACAACCAUGGAUCCAACAAUACCACAGGGUUUUGCGUAAUGAAUUGUUUUAAAAGUAAUGCUAUUUUUUACUGAAUGUUUACAUUGUAGUACGUAAACAAAUUGAUAAUUGAAGUUAUUUCAAUGUGCGACAGUCUGUCAAGUGAAUGUUCCCGAGAUACAGUGGAAUGCCGUUAAAGCGGACACCCUCUAAAGGGGACAGCCCGUUAAAGCGGACACUAGCACUUGGAACGGAUUGAUUUUAAGUCAAACUCUUAUAAAAAACUCUCUAUAAAGCGGACAGUCAUAAAGCGGACACUUGUUAAAUCGGACGAUUUAUUUUGCACCAAAUGAAUUUUUCCCUAUAAAGACUCCCUGUAAAGCGGACAGUACAAAACAAAAAAUGGAAACAAAGAUUUUGCAACGAAAUUUUAAUUCUUAUUUUAGACAUUUUCUAACUUUUUUAUCAACAGAGUCUAAAAUCUUUUUAAUACACCUUUCUGUAAAAGACACAACUUUGUCAGGGCCAAUGAGUGCGUAAUGCACUGGAAUUUCGAGACCAUAACCUUUCUCGGACAAAAUCCCAUCUAAAAUAAAAUGACACAAACUCUCUAUAAAGCGGACAUCCCGUUAAAGCGGACAGUUUUUUUGGUCCCAAUGGUGUCCGCUUUAACGGGAUUCCACUGUAGUUACUUGAAUCAAAACGAAGAAGAAAAACCUGUUUUGUAUAUAAAAAUAACUGUUUUUUAAGUGUAUAAAGUAUAUAUAAAUAUGCAAAGAAUGAUAUAAAUAUUGUAAAUAUUUUUUAACUUAUUAUAAUUUAUUGGAAAAUAUGCAGCAGUUAAUUUAAUUUUUUGUUAGACUAAUUUCAUCUUAUACAUCCUGUUAAAUAUAUUAAAAUACUAAGUC
Hydractinia symbiolongicarpus is the source of this 1895-nucleotide messenger RNA. RefSeq lists its product as uncharacterized. The coding region runs from base 577 to 1047 and encodes 156 amino acids. Lineage: Eukaryota; Metazoa; Cnidaria; Hydrozoa; Anthoathecata; Hydractiniidae. The record is from RefSeq and is a predicted model, not a curated record. The transcript has 2 exons.